AUGCAAUUAAGAUUACGUUUUGUUUGUUGUGAUGAAAAUGCCACUUUGGAUUGUUCACCACAAGGUCCAUUUGCCAUUCCUCCUAGACAAGGACAAUCCCAGUUAAUUUCUCCUGUUUCCUCAUUGACAAGGACAUCAAGAAGUAGAAGUCGACCAAGGAGUCGACCUCCACGCUCCAUAUCACGCUCAAGAAGUCGUCAUUCUUAUUCAUCAUAUUCUUCACGUAGUGGUUCCUAUUCUAGUAGUAGAGAAAAUAGAUCACCAGUACCAGCAGCACCAACAGCAUCAACAACAAGAGGCCGUAACUCCAUUAGAUCACCACCGCCAGCUUCUUCUUCGCGUCAUCACAAUUACACCUCUUCUUCGCGUAGACAACGACGUUCCUCUUUAUCGCCCAUACUUCCUACAAAAAUUAUGGUUAAUAAAUUAACAAAAAAUGUUAAGGAAGCUCAUUUACAAGAAAUAUUUGGUGCAUUUGGUAGGAUUAAUCGAAUAGAAGUAUUGAUUGAUGAAAAAUGGCAAACAAAUAAAGGUACAGCUUAUAUUGAUUUUGAAACUGGAAACGAUGCAGAAAGAGCUAUAAGUUAUAUGGAUGGGGGUCAACUUGAUGGAAAUACGUUAUCUUGUACAUUUGUUCCACGUCGUCAACCAUCACCACCUCCAAUUAGACGUAGACCAAUUAUGAGAUACAAUUCGCCACCACCGUUUCGACGAUUUACAGCUAGCAGUUAUCGUGGACUUCCUACAAGUUCUUCAUCAUCAAAAUCAUCUGUUCAAGAUUAUGUGUCAGUUAACAAAGAUCAACCUAACCUUUUAAAUGAUAUAAAUGAAAGAUUACCUGCUAAUACUACUACAUUCAAAAGCUGUAAUAGCAGAAAGUUGAUUAUUAAAAAGUAA
This is a messenger RNA of Entrophospora sp. SA101, 897 nucleotides long. Lineage: Eukaryota; Fungi; Glomeromycota; Glomeromycetes; Entrophosporales; Entrophosporaceae. The record is from the annotation of a GenBank genome assembly.